Molecule: messenger RNA, 1761 nt
Organism: Pestalotiopsis fici W106-1
Lineage: Eukaryota; Fungi; Ascomycota; Sordariomycetes; Amphisphaeriales; Sporocadaceae
Exons: 4
Coding region: 1-1761 (586 amino acids)
Biological process (GO): transport
Molecular function (GO): transporter activity
Source: RefSeq, a predicted model, not a curated record
AUGGCUGGUGGAACUGGAGGGCGAUUUCAAGUCAGUGCAACAAUAGUCGCAGGCGUCGCCUCACUGGCAGCGACUCUGCUCUCAAUAGUUUCUGUAUGGCUUCAACUCAAAAACUACCGAAAACCGCUCCUGCAGCGAUAUGUCGUCCGGAUCCUGUUGAUGGUCCCAAUCUACUCCUUGUCGUCAUGGGUUAGUAUGGUAUCGACUACUGCAGCGCAGUUCUUGGACCCCAUACGAGACAUCUAUGAGGCCUUUACCAUAUACACCUUCUUCCAGCUCUUAAUCAACUAUAUGCAUGGCGAGCGAGCUCUAAUUAUCAUGACACAUGGCCGCGCCCCUGUUCAUCACCUGUGGCCACUGAACCAUGUCCUGCCGAAAGUCGACAUAUCCGAUCCCUACACCUUUCUUGCAAUAAAAAGAGGAAUCUUGCAGUAUGCUUGGCUCAAACCAAUAUUGGCCCUUGCGGCUAUCAUUAUGAAGGCAACAGGUGUGUACCAGGAAGGUUAUAUCGGUCCGACCUCAGGAUAUCUGUGGAGCGGCAUCAUCUACAAUAUCAGCGUCACUGUCAGUCUCUACUCGCUUGGGCUCUUUUGGGUCUGCAUGCACAACGACUUGUUACCCUUCCGGCCCGUGCCAAAGUUCCUGUGCAUCAAGCUCAUUAUUUUCGCCUCAUACUGGCAAGGCUUCUUUCUAUCAAUCCUUGUUUGGCUCGGCGCCAUACCAGAUAAUGUGGAAGGCUACACCUCGGAUAAUUUGGCAGCAGCCAUCCAAGAUGCGUUGAUUUGCUGCGAGAUGCCAAUAUUCGCUGUUGCACAUUGGUACGCCUUUUCAUGGCACGACUUUGCCGACAACACGAUUUCAGCUGCUAGAAUGCCCGUCAAAUACGCGGCACGUGACGCCUUUGGCGUUGUCGACCUGAUCGAGGACUCAAAGGAGACAUUCAGAGGCGACAAGUAUAGCUACCGUGUCUUUGACUCCAGUGGUAAAGUCAUUGCCCACGAGGAUUCCAGCUCCCGUUUUGCGCGGCUGAAGCAGGGAAUGCGUUACAAGCGUGGGGGAGAGGCCAAGUAUUGGAUCCCUCGACCAGAGGAGGUACGAGGCGAAUUGAGUGCAAACACUCCACUGCUCAAUUCCAAUGGAGGACCAAGCGGCACAAAUCCAAAAUAUAGCGAGGGUGACACUGAUGAAACAACUUUGGACGCCAAUGACGAAGAUCUCUUCAACAAGGCGCGGGAGCUGGAGUUUGGUGAUUGGAAUUACCCCGUUGUGACGGCAAAUAUACCUGCACGGGAGCGUUGGGUGGGACACACGUCGAUCUCUCAGAACCCGUCUGGGUCGUGGAAUGCCGCCCCCGAUAGUCGCCCACAAGCACGCUCAACCUCGAGCACCGACACACUUAGCAAAACUCUGAACAAAGGGAAGGAAAAGGAAAGACGCAAGAAGGGCUCUUUUGAUGUGCCAUCCGCUGGCAGCGCUGCUCCUGUGCCCAAACCUGCGGCAAAGGAGCAAGAGGAAGCUCAGAAGCAGGGACCAUUAGGUGCACCUGUUUUGUCAACCUCUGAUCCGCAAAUCCUCUUGGAGGAAGCCGAGGAAGAGGAGGACGACACUUUUGAAAUAGGCAAGCCUACUCCUGAUGAACAUACGCCCGAGGUGGACGAGUCUAGGCAGUGGCUCGAGGAAACAAACCACGCUCCUAAAGCCACGAGUCCCUUGUACGGCAGUGAAAAUGAGGAGGAAUUCUCAAAUCCUUGGGGCAAAUAG